AUGAGGAUGUAUAAGCAGAACAGCAUGUCUGAAUUCUUCCUCACCACGGUGCUGGGGAACCUGCUCACCAUCCUACUCAUCAGGCUGGACUCUCGCCUUCACACCCCCAUGUACAUCUUCCUCAGCCAUUUCGCCUUCACUGACAUCCCUUUUUCAACGGUCAUAGCCCCAAAGAUGCUUAUGAACAUGCAAACACAGAGUCAAUCCAUCUCAUAUGCUGGAUGCAUUUAUCAGGUGUAUUUUUUCUUAUUUUUCGGUGAUAUUGACAGCUUCCUUCUCACCUCAAUGGCCUAUGACAGGUACGUAGCCAUUUGUCACCCCCUCCACUAUACCACUAUCAUGAGUCAGAGCGUGUGUCUCCUGCUAAUAAUUGUGUCCUGGGUCUUAUCCUUUACCACUGCUCUAUUGCACACCCUGCUGCUGGUCUGUCUCUCUUUCUGUGGAGACAACAGUGUCCCCUACUUCUUUUGUAACUUCUCUGCCUUACUUGAACUGUCCAGCUCAGACACCUCAACCAAUGAGCAGGUUAUCCUCACUGUGAGGGUGGUGAUUAUUACCCUUCCAUUAUAUGCAUCUUAUGGCCGCAUUGGCGCCAUCAUCCUGAGAGUCCCCUCAACCAAGGGAAUCUACAAAGCCUUGUCCACCUGUGGCUCCCACCUUUCUGUAGUGUCUCUACACUAUGGGACAAUUAUUGCAUUGUACUUUUUGCCCUCUUCCAGUAACUCCAAUGACAAGGAUGUUAUUGUGGCUAUAUUAUACACUUUGGUUACUCCCAUGCUAAAUCCCUUUAUCUAUAGUCUGAGGAUAAGGAACAUGAAAGGAGCUCUGGGAGAUAUACUCAAUAGAAGAACAGUUUUACCAUAG
This is a messenger RNA of Trichechus manatus latirostris (Florida manatee), 864 nucleotides long. Its product is annotated as olfactory receptor 50-like. Gene Ontology annotation, cellular component: plasma membrane. Gene Ontology annotation, biological process: G protein-coupled receptor signaling pathway. Gene Ontology annotation, molecular function: G protein-coupled receptor activity; olfactory receptor activity. The record is from RefSeq and is a predicted model, not a curated record. NCBI's taxonomy places the organism in Eukaryota, Metazoa, Chordata, Mammalia, Sirenia, Trichechidae.